CAAAUAAUGACCAAACACAAUAGAGAACUCCCUCCCUUCCUCUCUCUCUCUUUUUUUCUUUUCCUGCUUCCAAACGCCUUCUUCCAGGCUGAGGCUGAGUCUGGGCAGGUCUCCAAAGGUGCAACAGCCACAACAAUCCUGCAGUUCAAAGUUAAGGAGCAGUUGCACAACUUCCAGCAGCACUCUUAACCGGUGAUACUGAAGAGCUGGAAGCCACAAACGUCUGAGAAGGUGAAGAAACCAGCUGCCAGCCCACCCUUAAAUCCAGAUACCCCCACCCUUGCUUCCAUUUCCACCCCCAGAAACUUUGAGAUACAGUCCUGAAAUUUACCUGCACAGCAGCAGACCAUGGCUCCUUUUGGAAAAAACUUGCUAAAGGCUCGGCAUAAAAACAGAUCUCCAACUAAAGACAUGGAUUCAGAAGAGAAGGAAAUUGUGGUUUGGGUUUGCCAAGAAGAGAAGAUUGUUUGUGGGUUAACUAAACAUACCACCUCUGCUGAUGUCAUCCAGGCUUUGCUUGAGGAACACGAGACUACCUUUGGAGAGAAGCGAUUUCUUCUGGGGAAGCCCAGUGACUACUGCAUCAUAGAAAAGUGGAGAGGGGCGGAGCGAGUUCUUCCUCCACUAACUAGAAUCCUGAAGCUUUGGAGAGCAUGGGGAGAUGAGCAGCCCAAUAUGAGGUUUGUGUUGGUUAAAGCAGAUGCUUUUCUCCCAGUUCCCCUGUGGCGGACAGCCGAAGCUAAAUUAGUGCAAAACACAGAAAAACAAUGGGAACUCAGCCCAGCAAAUUACAUGAAGACGUUACCACCAGAUAAACAAAAAAGAAUAGUCAGAAAAACCUUCAGGAAACUGGCUAAAAUUAAGCAAGACAUGAUUUCCCAAGAUCGAGAUAACAUGGAAACAUUAGUUCACCUGAUUAUUUCCCAGGACCAUACUAUUCACCAGCAAGUCAAGAGAAUGAAAGAGUUGGAUCUAGAAAUUGAAAAGUGUGAAGCUAAAUUCCACCUUGAUCGGGUAGAAAAUGAUGGAGAAAAUUACGUCCAGGAUGCGUAUUUAAUGCCCAGUUUCAGUGAUGUUGAACAAAAACUAGAUUUACAGUAUGAUGAAAGCGAGAUACUGGAGGACCUGAGCAAAAGUGAUGGAAUUGUACAACUGGAAGAACAACUAAAAUAUUACAGAAUGCUCAUUGAUAAGCUCUCCACUGAAAUAGAAAAAGAGGUGAAAAGUGUUUGCGUAGAGAUGAAUGAAGAUACCGAAGGAGCAGCUGCGGGUGAACUCGAAUGCUCAAAUUUAGAAAGUGUUAAGUGUGAUUUGGAGAAAAGCAUGAAAGCUGGUUUGAAAAUCCAUUCUCACUUGAGUGGCAUCCAGAAAGAGAUUAAAUACAGUGACUCAUUGCUUCAGAUGAAAGCGAAAGAAUAUGAGCUCCUGGCUAAGGAGUUCAAUUCACUUCACAUGGGCAACCAAGACGGCUGCCAGCUUAAGGAAAACAGAGGGAAGGAAUCAGAAGUUCUCAACAGCAGUGGAGAUGUUCCUCCAUUUACUCAAAGGGUAUUUAAUGUGUAUACAAAUGACACAGAUUCUGACACUGGGAUCAGCUCUAACCACAGUCAAGACUCGGAAAUAACUGUAGGGGAUGUGGUGCUGUUGUCCACGUAAUUUUAAUGGCUUCUUUCUUACCUACCUUAAUGUUGGUAAUGUCUGCUUAACAGGACACUUUAUUUUAAAUAUUACUGUUUAAAAAAUGUAAAUCAUGUUAUAGUAUUCAGUAGUUAAUAAAA
Molecule: messenger RNA, 1778 nt
Organism: Orycteropus afer afer
Lineage: Eukaryota; Metazoa; Chordata; Mammalia; Tubulidentata; Orycteropodidae
Gene: RASSF9
Product: Ras association domain family member 9
Biological process (GO): signal transduction
Source: RefSeq, a predicted model, not a curated record